This is a messenger RNA of Anthonomus grandis grandis, 1107 nucleotides long. RefSeq lists its product as uncharacterized. NCBI's taxonomy places the organism in Eukaryota, Metazoa, Arthropoda, Insecta, Coleoptera, Curculionidae. Gene Ontology annotation, molecular function: acyltransferase activity, transferring groups other than amino-acyl groups. The transcript is spliced from 4 exons. The coding region runs from base 55 to 945 and encodes 296 amino acids. The record is from RefSeq and is a predicted model, not a curated record.
AAAAUUAUUACAUGUUUACUGUAAUAAAGCUAGGCCGAGAAUUGUCAAAAAAUAAUGAGUAAAAAUUAUAGUGAUGAUUUUACUGAUAUUUUACAAGAGUUGACACAAAUGGAAAUAGUAGAAUUGUGCAAACAAUAUCAGGUUUAUAAAGACGAACUGCCGUAUUUAUAUAGUUUUUUAAACAAGUGCAUAAAAUCAAAAACGCUUGGUUUAGAAAACUAUGUGAAAAUAUAUUCCCCAGGACAAUGUUGGCGAGAAGACGGAACAUUUGUUGCUUAUAUGCCAGACAAUGGUCAAGAUAUAGUCCUGCAUAGUUUUGACUCUACAGGCAAGAAUUUACUGCACGCAAUAAGAAACACCAAAAGGUUUAAAUUUCUCCAAGAUCCCGCUAGAGACUAUACAUGUUUUUUUGCUGUUCACGAACAAUUUUAUGGCCCAUUAUGUCACUAUUUAUUCGAUGUUUCUAAGCAUGAAUCGCCAAUUAAUGAAUUGGCCACUUUGUUUUGUUUAAGAAAGGAAAAAGUCGACACAUUACAGCCAAUAAUUCCUUCUGAUGUUUACGUAAGAAAGCUGCUGCCUGAAGAUAUCCAAGUAAUUGUAAAACAUUGGCCUUUCACAUAUCCGGCAGCAGAACUGAAAUUGAAAAGCUGGUUAGAACUGUCAACUGGAUAUGGAGUUUUUCUUCAAACAAGUAACCAGCUUGUGUCAUGGGUUACCUCAUCCUGUUUGGGCCAACUAAGUGCCCUCCAAACCUUAGAAGGCUUCAAAAGAAAAGGUUAUGCAGCUCUGGCAAUUGCUGCAAUGGCCAAAGAACUGGCACAGGAGGGAUUCGACUGCUGUGGUACAACCCAGCCAGGCAAUACUGCUGCUGAAAAGUUUUUUACAAAGUUAGGUUUUAGUAUACUAGGAAAAGCUGCAUAUAUCGCAAUCACAAAUAAAUACUAAUGUUCAGUCUUGGUUUUUUAUAGAUUAAUAUUACUUUUUGGGGUAUAUUGAAACUUUCUCGGUCUACUGAUUUUUUUAACGGAUAUUCUUUAAGAAAAUUAUUUGAUUGUAAAAAUCUUAAUUGUUCAUAAUAUAUAACUAAUAAACGCUCUAAUCGUAAAA